AUGAAGCCGGGCUUUUUGCCCGCCAUCAUAGUAACAUUUGUCUUGCUGCAGCUCCUGGUCCUACUGAACAUGUGUUAUAUCCAUGCCACGCAGUUCCAAAGUCUUACUCGCUCUCAUAACUUCAAACUUCUGUAUGUCGACUACGACGAAGGCGUCAUCGGCAAGUCGGUUUCAGACGCGUACCAGGAUCUUCAAGGAGACAGCUUUCCAACUCUGCAUCAAGUCGCCUCCGAAAAAUAUCCGCAGCCGAGCGAUAUUCGAGAUACGGUCUGUCGUGGUGAAUAUUGGGGUGCCAUUUAUGCCAAGUCAGAUGGAUCAGCUAAUUUGACAUCUGCAUUGGAGUCUGGUGCUUCCACUCCAACCUCACUCGCCUAUGUCUGGAACGGAGCGAGAUAUCCGGUCUUUUCACAAUCAGUCAUCUACAGCAACCUCCUGAAACUGAUUCAAACCACGCGAUCAACAUACUACGACAACAAUGGAUCUGCAGUGGCUGCAACUGCCAACUUCUCUACACCAGCCACACUCAAAGCAUUCAGCGACCCCAUCCGAGCCGAGCAAAUCAACAUCAAAGAGACAGAAGAGGGAACACGGGUAUUCUACAACACCAUCUCCAUGGCAAUGCCCAUAGUCCAACAAUUCUUCUACAUGCUAGCCUUGAAUGGAAUCGGAUCCGUUUUCAACGCAUUCACGAAACUAUCCUGGCAAAUCAAUGCCCUGCUUCGCAUGUCAGUCUCAAUACUCUACACCUUGAUUGGAGCCCUCUGCAUGACAGGCUAUAUCUGGGCAUACCGCGAAACGUGGCACCAAACAGGAAGCCAUUUCGCUCUAACCUGGAUGAUCCUCUGGUUACUUAUGCACAUCAACCUCCUAUUCUUCGACAUAACCACGGCCUUCGUCGAGAUUCAAUGGAUGCCAUACAUCGUUCUGACAUGGGUGAUCCUCAACGUCGCCACCACAAUUGCACCAUUUGAGAUGAGUCCUGCCUUCUUCCGUUGGGGAUAUGCACUUCCCUCCCAUGAAGCAUAUCAGGUUCUCAUGCAGAUUUGGUCGGGCGGAUGUAAUAAUCGGCUGUACCAGGCUCUUCCAAUUAUGUUCUCGUGGUGGAUUAUUGGAGUUCCUACCUCUGUUUUUGCGAUGUAUCAUCGUUGCAGAAAGGCUGUGGCUCAGGUUGAAAUCUCCGAUCGUGAAGCUCAGGAAAAGAAUGCAGCUGCUAAUCAGACUGCAACGGUGAUUCAUGGCUCUGAUCGUAAAUGGCGGGGACAUGAGGAUAUGGCACAGGCUCUUCCUGUUCGAUGA
Messenger RNA from Penicillium antarcticum, 1296 nucleotides. Its product is annotated as SNG1 family protein. The record is from RefSeq and is a predicted model, not a curated record. Gene Ontology annotation, cellular component: membrane. The transcript has a single exon. Lineage: Eukaryota; Fungi; Ascomycota; Eurotiomycetes; Eurotiales; Aspergillaceae. The coding region runs from base 1 to 1296 and encodes 431 amino acids.